GCAUGGAUGCGUGAAUCGUUGGAUGGUGUUAAUAUCGAAGCCGACGACGAAUGGACUCCGCCCGUCGCCGAGCCACCUAUUUGUGCUAGAUCACCGAGAGCUGAAGGCGACACCACCGUAAUGCAGAGAGCUAUGUGUCCGUGGGAAUGGCGGUUCAAUUUUGAUGAAACGCGUGAGCCAAAAAUGAUCUCAGAAGCGGUUUGCCUGUGCCGAAGAAGUCGAGGAAUUACUAGCGCGUUCUGCUUCCCAAUCAAAAGAGAGGCUCCAGUCCUCAGAAGAGUGUCCUGUGAUAGAGACACCAACUACUGGCAAUACAAACGUGGGUUUCAGUCUAUUAUAGUAGGUUGCCAUUCUGUUCUACCGCGAACGCAGCGUGCUACUUCGUUGACUAACCACUACAGGAGAUCGGGUGACGAGGCAGUCUAG
This is a messenger RNA of Angiostrongylus costaricensis, 426 nucleotides long. NCBI's taxonomy places the organism in Eukaryota, Metazoa, Nematoda, Chromadorea, Rhabditida, Metastrongylidae. The record is from the annotation of a GenBank genome assembly.